This is a messenger RNA of Caenorhabditis bovis, 3417 nucleotides long. The record is from the annotation of a GenBank genome assembly. Lineage: Eukaryota; Metazoa; Nematoda; Chromadorea; Rhabditida; Rhabditidae.
AUGCCGAUCAGCUAUUAUGUUUCGGCAAAAAAAUCGACUGUUGUUAAGAAAGCUUGCGUUGGAAAUUUCGCAACCAAUGAUGAACUCAAUCUCAUUUUUGAGCGAGGAAAUCACAUAGAAGUCUAUCGUGUGACUCCAGAAGGAUUAAAAUCGUUAAUUGAGAUUCCAAUUUUCGGAAGAGUUAUCUGUAUGAAAAUUUUCCGUCCAAAAAAUGAGAAGCUUGAUCUACUUGCAAUACUCACAGAGAAAAAUCACAUGGCUAUUCUGGCUUAUGAAAACGACGGUGUUGUUACUAGAGCUGCGGGAUGUAUAUCAGAUCGAAUUGGGCGAUAUUGCUCUGAAGGUCCCGUAUUAACAAUCCAUCCAUCAGGACUGAUUGCUGUGAGAAUCUACGAAGGAAGUCUAAAAAUUGUGCAAUGGAAUACUGGAAGCGAUUUGAAGCAUUUUAAUGUGCGAUUUGAGUAUCUUAACGUCGUUGAUGUCACUUUCAUGGACACCGGAAAUAUGGACGAAUAUCGUGUAGCAUACAUUUCCGAAGAUAAACAAGGACGUCAUCUACGCAUUGUUGAUUUGAAUCUCGUCGAAAAGGAAUUCAAGUUUUUCACGAAACAAGAAAAUAUUGAAGCCGAUUCGAUAUUUGUAAUUCCAAUUCCAGCUCCAGCAAGCGGUGUUGUGAUUCUUGGACAAGAUACGAUUCUUUACCAGAAAAACGAUACGAAAGGUACCAUAAUCCCGCUGUCAUCGGAAUUACUCACAAAAACCUCAUUCACCUGCUUUGCUCCGAUUGAUAAAACUGGAGAAAGACUUUUAUUAUCUGAUGAUGAUGGACGUUUGCUCAUGCUUGUCCUCAAUAUUCAAAAUAAUUCAGAGGGAACAGCUGUUGUUAAAGACAUGAAGAUAGAAUAUCUCGGAGACACUUCGGUUGCUGAUGACAUCGUCUAUCUUGACAAUAGUGUUGUAUUCAUUGCUUCUCGACUCGGCGAUUCUCAAUUAAUUCGUCUUAAAUCUCAACCAGAUGAGGUCGACGGUAGCCUUAUCGAAGUGCUCGACAGAUUCCCAAAUAUUGGGCCAAUUCGCGAUAUGAUCCACGUGGAUAAUAAUGGUCAAUCUCAUUUGGUGACGUGUUCUGGAACUGGAAAAGACGGCUCCUUGCGUAUCGUCCGUAAUGGAAUCGGAAUAGAAGAGGUUGCCGUGAUCGAUGAUUUGAAUGAGAUAACGAGUCUUUAUACACUCAAAUAUCGCAGCCAAUUCGAUACUCAUAUAAUUGCUUCAAGAAUUGACAAAACCUAUGUUUUAGCUCUUAAUAAUCCAUCAGAACUUUCUGAGCUACCACCCCUCAACUUCUUCACGGAAGGUCCUUCUUUGUAUGUUGGGCAAGUUUUGGGUGCAAAUGACGCUUGUGUAACUCUUCAAAUUGUCGCGGAUGAGGUACGCCUGAUGGCUGUAAACUCGGAAACUAAAGUUUGGAAGCCUGACAACGAUACCCCAAUCGCUAAAUAUGCCGUUAACGAAAAAUUUGGCCAGGUGCUUGUUUCGGCUCGAGACAUGGUUUAUUACCUUCGGUGCUCAUUCGAUCAGGCCACUGGAGUGUUGGGUCUUACUCAAGUUGCGUCGAAACAAAUGGCGGAUGAAGUAGCAUCACUCGACAUGUCCAACGAAGGUGAUAAUCCGAACAACGAAGCGACAUUUACCGUCGCUUGCAUGUGGAAUAAUUUUAAUAUGGAAAUCGGAUAUUUGCCAGAAUUGAGAGAAGUUCUCACUGUAAAUCUACCUACGAACACCAUCUCCCGAGCGGUUAUUGCCACUUGCUUCGAUUCGGUUCAUUACCUUCUUGUCGCAAUUGGUGACGGAACUCUAUUCUACUAUACUUUUGAUAUGUCAACUGCCACUCUUGGAGAAGUUAAGAAGGCAAUCAUUGGUAUUUGUCCACCUACAAUGCGUCGCAUUCGCAACGAAAAUGGUCAUCACAUUUUUGUGUGCUCUGAUCGUCCGGUGAUUAUCUUCUCGGUGAAUCGUAAACUUGCUUUUUCGAAUGUCAACGUCAAAGUCGUGAACACCGUUUGUCCAUUAAAUUCCGAGGAUUACCCUGAUUGCAUCAUGAUUUCUGAUGGUCUGAGAACGAUUCUUGGAAAAAUAGACGACAUUCAAAAAAUUCAUAUCAGAACAAUUCCGAUUGGAGAAUCUGUUCGUAGAGUGGCUCAUCAAAAUGCAACAAAUACAUAUGCACUGUUGACUCAACGCAUUGUGAAUCCUUCGCAUCCGGAGAAGCACGCGAGAAUCACGAGAGGUGUUAGCUCUCAUUCAUCCAGCAAAGCUAAACCUCCACGAAGCGAUGCGAAUUUCGAAAAUAUCGAAUCAGAAAUUUCUUCAUUGGUUCUUCUUGAUGAUAACACGUUCAAUGUUCUUCAUGUUCAUGAGUUUGGACCAUAUGAGUAUGGCAUGAGUUUGAUAUCUGCUAAACUUGGCGACGUUGACUAUUAUAUUGUUGGAACAGGAAUCAUGUAUCCGGAUGAAUCUGAACCAAAAAUCGGACGUUUAUGCGUUUUCAAGGCGAAAUCAGAUAAGGAGAUUUUAGAAGUUGUCGAGGAACGCGAUGUUCGUGGAUGUGCGUUCGGAAUGGCUGUUCUUAAUGGAAAAUUGCUUGUUGGAGUGAAUAGCUCCGUCAGAUUGUUCGAGUGGAUUGAUAACGAAUUUCGUGUUGAAUGCUCGCAUUUCAACAACAUCUCACCGAUUUCAAUUAAAACUAUGGGGGAUCAAAUUCUUGUCGCUGAUAUUAUGAGAUCAGUCUCGCUUUUGACAUAUCGCAGCAUGGAAGGGUCGUUCGAAGAAGUUGCCAAGGAUUGGAAUAAUAUGUGGACGAGUGCGUGUGAAUUGAUUACUGCUGAACGUAUUCUUGGAGCCGACAAUAAUCACAAUUUGUUCACUUGUGAUUCGCGCAAGUUCAAGGAAGUUCAGGAUACUCGACUUUUCCUUGAACCAACCGGCUAUUUCUAUCUCGGAGAACUUGUGACCGUGAUGAUUAAAUGUUCGCUUGUCCAACCUCCGUUAGACAGCAUUGUUGAAUAUAGUCAACCGAUUAUGAUAGGAACCGUUGAAGGCGCUAUCGGUCUCAUUGUUCAAUUCGAUGACUCGUGGAAAACGUUUUUGGAAAAUCUUCAAAAGGUCAUUGCCGAUUGGACAAGAAAUUGUUUGCAAAUCGAUCAUUCGACGUAUAGACAAUAUGCUGCUCCGAAACGCGUGGAGCCGGCAGAAGGCUUCAUUGAUGGCGAUCUGAUUGAAUCAAUUCUUGACAUAAGUCGCAAUGAGGCUAUUCAAGUUCUAUCGAAAAUGCCAAGAACUGAAUAUGAUAAUCCAAAAUUGCCACAAAAUCCAUCGGAAAUUUUAAAGCUGAUCGAAGAUUUGGCACGCAUUCAUUAA